Dracunculus medinensis (Guinea worm) is the source of this 3750-nucleotide messenger RNA. The record is from the annotation of a GenBank genome assembly. Lineage: Eukaryota; Metazoa; Nematoda; Chromadorea; Rhabditida; Dracunculidae.
AUGUUUAAACAACGAUUUAUACGUGAAAUUCGUAAAAAUUCGAAUCUUUUAACUCGUUUAAAAGAACAAAAAUUUCCUCGAUUGCCAUUAUUGUAUAAUAAUUAUUAUGAAAAUGAUAAUAAAUUGUCGGAUUCGAAUGAAAUCUCAACUGCAUAUUUCUUUGAUGCGAUAAUUAAUGCUAUAUCACCUGGACCACUUGAUAUUCCUUAUUUGUAUAAUCAGUCUAUAGGUCAUAACGUAGAACAUAAAAUAGGUGAUAAGUAUAAAUCGGAUCAGCAAUUUGGUUCAUCACCAAAGUAUCGAUACAAUACUAAUAAUAAUAAUGAUUGUUCAUCGUUCAUUUGCCCAAGAACCGCUAGUAAUGUUGAUUCUGAAAUAAAAACAAACUUGAUUUUAAUAAUUUUGAAAAGAAAAUUUUUGAAAAAUUUAGCAUAUAUUGCAACGCCGACAAAUGUACGCAUUGAAGCGAUAACAAAUAAUUCGGUUGUUGUUCAAUGGGAUUUUAUUGAUAAGAACAAUAAUAACGAUAAUAACAUCGAUGGUUUUAUUGUUAAAUAUAUUCAUGAACCAAAUUCGUUACGUGAUGAUAAUAAUCAGUGGAAAUCGUUAUCAGUCAUGGAUUCAUUUGCUAGGCAUUUAUAUAUCGAUAAUUUAUUAUCAAAUAAAUCUUAUGCAUUCUGUGUUAUUGCUAUCAAACAAAAUCGUCAAGGGCCAUGUAGUGAUCCACCGGUGAUAAUUGAUCGUAUCACACCUAUUCAUAUGAUAUCGAACUUGUUAAUUUCAUGGAAAACAAGUAAUUCGGUGAUGUUAAAAUGGGAAUAUAAUGGUCCACAACGAAUUGGAUUUUAUGUUAAUCAAACUGGGCGAAAGGAUUAUUUGGAUCAACAUUUACAACUUAAAGGAAUGAUAUCGCCGGGCUUCCGGCAAGAAUUAGAUGGAAAUCAGCGCGAGCAUUUGUGGACAACACUGCGACCAUAUAUGGAAUACACAUUUCACGUAGGUGUUCGCGAAUUACCACCAUCGAUUAAAGAAUAUUGGCCACGAGAAAUUAUUGUUAAAACAGAUCCUGCUGGUCCGCCAUUUGUAGAUAUACCUGAAUUUAUUGAAUCCUUCGAAACUAGUACUGCCAUGAUUAAAUUAAAAUGUGCUAGCGAAGAAUAUGGUCCCAUUAGUCAUUAUUGGAUUAUUGUCGUGCCAGGAAAUUAUACUCAAGAUGACGUACUCAAUUUGGAUUCAACAGCAUUGCAAAAAAGUACAGCGCUAAUGAGACCAAGAAGUUUUCAUUCAUCGUCAAAUUCUCAGAAGGAAAAUCCACUGAAUUUUGAGAAAGAAAUCUCCAAAACAAAGCGUUUUAUUUUUAAUACGAAUUCGGUGAAUGGUGCGUACAUUACGGCUGGAAUUCCCGUUCUUGAUAUGCGACAAAUGCAGAGAGAUAAUCGGCUUUUUACACUUGGUGAUGGACAGAUAUAUGAUGGAUAUGAGAAUUGGCCACUGAAUAGCAAUGUAAAAUAUCGUUUGAUGAUGCGAGUUUUUGCAAAGGAUGAUCACAGUGGAAAUCCAGAAAAAAUGUUUGAAUAUCGUGCACCAAUUCAAAAACCAGUGGCAAAGCGAUAUUCAGAUUCGAUGUUAAGCGAACCAUUCUCAACUAAAGCAGCUCAAAUUCAGUACGGUAAUACUCGAGCUUCGAAUUUAUGGCUAAUUGCACCUCUGAUUGCAGUAAUGGUUAUUGCACUUAUUGUUGGGAUGCUUGUUAUAUGGGAGAGAUUGGACCCUCUUAGGCGCCCUGGUUCCCAGGAAAGGUGGCUUCGUUGCAGUCGUAAAGGAUCAUCUCAUACAACCCAUCGUCAUGGGUCUAUAACAAAAGUCGCAUUAACUGGUAAUGUACCUAGUGAAACUUCAAAGUUAUUAGUAUCUAAUGAUAUUUAUGGUCGGCAAGUUGUCAGCCCAUAUGAUCAGAUGAAUGGUAAUGGUAAUCCGAUAAUGGAAUCGUCAGUGGACAUGUAUUCGUCAAAUCAAGGCCAUAUUAAUAACUAUAGUGCAGUGCCAAUACCAAUGUCGUUAAUACCGUCGAGUGGCGGUGUUAUUGGUGGUCAUACAUUGAAUCAUCCUCCUGUUCCAAUAUCUGAGCUUGCUGCUCAUAUCGAAAAGCUUAAAAUGAAUAAUAAUUUGCUUCUAUCACAGGAAUAUGAAAGUAUCGAAACAGGUCAACAUUUUACAUGGGAGCAUUCAAAUCGAGAUAAUAAUAAAGUGAAGAAUCGCUAUGCAAAUGUUGUGGCUUAUGAUCAUUCUCGUGUUAUACUUAAUACUAUUGACGCAAUACCCGACAGCGAUUAUAUCAACGCCAAUUAUAUCGAUGGUUACGAAAAGGCAAAAGCCUAUAUUGCUACUCAAGGGCCAUUGCCUGAAACGUUUGCGGAUUUCUGGCGAAUGGUUUGGGAAGAGAAUUCAGUUACGAUUGUCAUGCUAACGAAAUUAGAGGAAAGAUCGCGAAUUAAAUGUGAUCAAUAUUGGCCAUCACGUGCAUCGUCAACUUAUGGAAAUAUUCAAGUAGCUUUAUUGGAUACAUUAGAAUUGGCACAUUAUACUAUUCGUACACUGCGAUUACAAUGUCGUGGUAGUAGUGAGUUGCGUGAAGUGCGACAUUUACAAUAUACUGCUUGGCCUGAUCAUGGCGUUCCGGAUCAUCCAACACCAUUUUUAAUGUUUCUUAAAAGAGUUAAAACAUUAAAUCAGCUAGAUGCUGGACCUAUUAUUUCACAUUGCAGGUAUGAAAAUACAGUUGACAUAUAUGGGUGUGUUACUGCGUUACGAUCGCAGAGAUCUUAUAUGGUUCAGACUGAGGACCAAUAUAUGUUUAUUCAUGAUGCAGUGCUUGAUGCUGUUCAAUCUGGUUCAACAGAAGUGCCCGCUAAUAAGCUGUACACUCAUAUACAAGCAUUACUGCAAAUUCAGCCCAUUGAUCAAGUGUCUGGAAUGGAAUUAGAAUUCAGGCAUCUGGCGACUUUAAAAAUGUCAAAUUCGCGCUGUGGAAUUGCUAAUUUGCCAAUUAAUCGAGCGAAAAACCGUCUCAUGAACAUGAUCCCUUAUGAUUCUUCUCGAGUCACGCUUCAUGCAAUACCUGGUAUCGAUGGUCGACGUAACGCUUAUAUUGCCACACAAGGACCGUUAUCAAAUACGAUAGAAGAUUUUUGGCGAAUGAUAUGGGAAAAUGCUUCGUCAAUCAUUGUAAUGUUGGUAAAAACACGGGAAGCUGGACGGGAAAAAUGUUGCGAAUAUUGGCCAGAAAAAUCGGCAGCGCAGUUCGAUUUCUUAAUUGUUGAGCCAAUUGCUGAAUAUAAUAUGACUCAAUAUGUUUUAAGAGAAUUUCGGAUUUCUGAUGCUCAGAAUGGACAUAUGCGGACAGUACGACAUUUUCAGUAUAUUGAGUGGCCAGAACAAGGACCUCCAAAAUCAGCUGAAUCGUUCAUUGAUUUCAUUCAUCAAGUGCAUCGGACAAAAACACAGUUUGGUAUUGAUGGUCCUAUAACAGUUCAUUGUUCAACAGGUGCUGGUCGUACUGGUGUAUUUAUAGCAUUGAGUAUUAUAAUAGAUCGAAUGAAGUUAGAGCAUGUAGUGGAUGUAUUUACAACAGUCAAAUUAUUACGGACUGAACGACAAAAUAUGGUACAAGACAAAGAUCAGUAUCAUUUUUGUUAUCAUGCUGCUCUCGAAUUUUUGGCUUCUUAUGAUAAUCCAUAUCAGAUGCAAUAA